AUGUCGAGCGGAUACGCUCCUUUGGCCCUCACAGAGGAAGAUGUUAUGAAGCUCUUGGCUACCCAAGCCCAUUUGGGAUCCACCAACCUUAACUUCCAGAUGCAACAAUACGUCUACAAAAGACGUUUUGAUGGUGAGUAAAUUUUUGGGAAUAUUGUCAGUGUUUACGAAGCUGACAUUAUGGUAUAAUGGGUUGUCAAAUUGAAUUUUUCAUAAAUUAUAUUUAGGACCAAACAUCAUCGAUGUUAAGAAAACUUGGGAAAAACUCCUUCUCGCCGCUCGUGCCAUCGCUGCUGUUGAGAACCCAGCUGAUGUUGUCGUUGUCUCGGCCAGACCAUACGCUCAACGCGCUCUUCUCAAGUUCGCCGCUCAUACUGGAGCCACCGCCAUCUUCGGACGUUUCUCCCCAGGAUGUUUGACCAAUCAAAUCCAAAAGACAUUCAAGGAGCCAAGACUCUUGGUCAUCUCUGACCCAAGAAUCGAUCAUCAAGUGAGUUAUUUUUUUCUUUAGAAAAAAUGAAUCCAAAGACAAAUUCAGGCUGUCACCGAAGCUUCAUACGUCGGAGUCCCAGUCAUUUCCUUCGUCAACACCGAGUCUCCAUUGAAACUCAUCGACAUCGGAAUCCCAUGCAACAACAAGGUUCGUUUUCAAUAAUAUUUAAAAUGUAAAUAAAAUAUUUACAGGGAGAACGAUCAGUCGGACUUUUGUGGUGGAUGCUUGCUCGUGAAAUUUUGAUCCUCCGCGGAAAAAUCUCACGUAACACCGGAUUCGUCCUCGACGGAAAGGAAAUCAUGCCGGAUCUCUAUUUCUACCGUGAUCCAAAUGAGACCGAGAAAGAAGAAGCUGGAGCUGCCCCAGAAGUCUCCGAACAAGCCGAAUAUCAACAACCAGAUAUUGACUUCACCCAACAAGUUGGAAAAGUUGACGACUGGGCCGCUGAAACUGCCACAUGGACCGAACAAAAGACCGAGGGAGAUCAAUGGGCUCAACCAACCGACGCCAAAUGGUAA
This is a messenger RNA of Caenorhabditis angaria, 1011 nucleotides long. The record is from the annotation of a GenBank genome assembly. NCBI's taxonomy places the organism in Eukaryota, Metazoa, Nematoda, Chromadorea, Rhabditida, Rhabditidae.